Molecule: messenger RNA, 465 nt
Organism: Dermacentor silvarum
Lineage: Eukaryota; Metazoa; Arthropoda; Arachnida; Ixodida; Ixodidae
Exons: 1
Coding region: 1-465 (154 amino acids)
Molecular function (GO): nucleic acid binding
Source: RefSeq, a predicted model, not a curated record
AUGACCCGAGACCAGGCCAGACACAGUCAUACGGCCAAUCUCAUCGACAAGGUGGACGACCUAGUGAGAAGUGAUCGGCGUGUCACAUUGCGAAUGUUGACAGUGAAGGUGGAUGUCAGUGUUGGAACAGUGUGGACAAUUGUUCACGACAGGUUGCGUUAUCGGAAGGUGUGCGCGCAGUGGGUUCCGAAGCAGCUCACCGACCAGCAUAAGGAACUGCAUAUGGGGCAAGCAUUUCAACAUCUGUUUCGGUAUCAUGAAGACCUCGCUUUCCUGGAGUGGAUCGUCACAGGUGAUGAGAGCUGGUGCCAUCACUACGAGCCAGAGACAAAGUGGGACAGCAUGCAGUGGAAGCAUCCGUCGUCACCUCCCCCUAAAAAGUGCAAAGCCGUGGCGUCAGCAGGCAAGGUGUUGCUCAACGUCUUUUUCGAUGUCCAAGGUCCGCUACUUGUUGAAUUCCUCUAG